Drosophila melanogaster (fruit fly) is the source of this 2609-nucleotide messenger RNA. It is a transcript of the gene Cds, whose product is annotated as CDP-diacylglycerol synthase. The record is from RefSeq and is marked reviewed. The transcript is spliced from 8 exons. Gene Ontology annotation, cellular component: endoplasmic reticulum membrane; membrane. Gene Ontology annotation, biological process: CDP-diacylglycerol biosynthetic process. The coding region runs from base 424 to 1767 and encodes 447 amino acids. Lineage: Eukaryota; Metazoa; Arthropoda; Insecta; Diptera; Drosophilidae. Gene Ontology annotation, molecular function: phosphatidate cytidylyltransferase activity; transferase activity, transferring phosphorus-containing groups.
AUACGGAAAAGCCGAGAAAAGUGACGCCGCCGGUGCAGGUGUUGGGAAACGUAUAAAGCUACGGAUAUUCUCUACCAGGGAUGGCUGAUAUGGUCACCGUUAAUUGCACAGAAAAAGAAAGUUCUUUUAAAAGACAUCAAACAUUUUCUGUCCGAAAAGUCAACUUGUAAAACCUAACAGCAAUUGAGCAUACUUGCCAACACUUUUGCUCCACCAGCCCACUUUGCGCAAGCUGGGCACACUGCAUGCUGGGCUAAUCAGAAAUAGAGAAAAGCAUUUUAAUUCGGACGAAGUCGACAUACGGAUCACGCAGCACGGGUCACGGCAAACGGCAAACGCGGAGAGCGGAACACGGACGAGAACUGCUCAAGCGGAAUCAAUAGGAAUCAAUACAUUGUGAAUAGAUCUGGCGAACAUCGAAUAAUGGCCGAAGUGCGACGCAGGAAGGGCGAGGAUGAGCCACUGGAGGACACGGCCAUCUCCGGAUCUGACGCAGCCAAUAAGCGCAACUCCGCCGCCGACUCCUCGGACCAUGUGGACUCCGAGGAAGAGAAGAUUCCCGAGGAGAAGUUCGUCGACGAACUGGCCAAGAAUCUGCCGCAGGGAACCGACAAAACGCCCGAGAUAUUGGACUCGGCCCUCAAGGAUCUGCCGGAUAGAUGGAAGAACUGGGUGAUUCGCGGCAUCUUCACAUGGAUUAUGAUCUGCGGCUUCGCAUUGAUCAUCUAUGGUGGACCGCUGGCCUUGAUGAUCACGACGUUACUGGUGCAGGUGAAGUGCUUCCAGGAGAUCAUCUCGAUUGGCUACCAGGUUUAUCGAAUUCAUGGCUUGCCCUGGUUCCGAAGCCUUUCCUGGUAUUUCCUGCUUACCUCAAAUUACUUCUUUUACGGAGAGAAUCUGGUAGACUACUUUGGCGUUGUAAUUAAUCGGGUGGAAUAUCUGAAGUUCCUGGUGACCUAUCACCGGUUCCUUUCCUUCGCCCUGUACAUCAUCGGGUUCGUUUGGUUCGUGCUCUCACUGGUGAAGAAGUAUUACAUCAAACAAUUCAGCCUGUUUGCCUGGACCCAUGUAUCCCUGCUGAUUGUCGUCACCCAGAGUUACCUCAUCAUACAGAAUAUAUUUGAGGGGCUCAUUUGGUUCAUCGUACCUGUUUCGAUGAUAGUGUGCAAUGAUGUCAUGGCGUACGUGUUCGGUUUCUUCUUUGGGCGCACUCCCCUCAUCAAGCUCAGCCCCAAGAAGACCUGGGAGGGCUUCAUCGGGGGUGGCUUCGCCACCGUCCUCUUUGGCAUUCUGUUCUCGUAUGUGCUGUGCAACUACCAGUACUUUAUCUGUCCCAUCCAGUACUCGGAGGAACAGGGACGCAUGACAAUGUCCUGUGUGCCAAGCUAUUUGUUCACGCCCCAGGAAUACAGCCUUAAAUUGUUUGGCAUUGGCAAGACUCUAAAUCUUUACCCCUUUAUCUGGCACUCGAUCUCCCUGAGCCUGUUUAGUUCCAUUAUUGGACCCUUUGGUGGCUUCUUUGCCUCUGGAUUUAAGAGAGCUUUCAAAAUUAAGGACUUUGGCGACAUGAUACCCGGACAUGGCGGCAUUAUGGAUCGUUUCGAUUGUCAGUUUCUUAUGGCGACCUUCGUUAACGUUUAUAUAUCCAGCUUCAUCAGAACUCCGUCGCCGGCUAAGCUGCUGACACAGAUUUACAACCUUAAGCCAGAUCAACAAUACCAAAUUUAUCAGUCCCUCAAGGACAACUUGGGCGACAUGUUAACCUAAACUUGAUCGGUUACCAGUAAGAUUCGGACAAGACGUUUGCUGAGUCGUACGUUCUAUAUGUAAUGCAGAAAUUUCUAUAUAUAUACAUUGAUAUAUAUCUGUAAGCAAACGGGCCGGCAGUUUGAGCAGCCACAUAAAAUAAGUUAAUUACGGGCAUAAUUUUUGUUAUGUUAUUAGUCCUUAGUUAGAUUUUGUUGCUACAUUUUAGUUAAAUUCUUAAGUUAGUUUUUAUUUUAUCUUGCAUUAAGUUAUUGCGAUUGUUUUAUUUGGCAGAACUCUACACAGUGCAAUCGUAUUGUUAAGCGAUUCCAUUAAUUUUAAUGCCCUCGUGACAAGGCGUCAAGGCAAGGCAAACAGAAUAACUAUGAAUUUAAUAUCGACUAUGUGUGUGUGCGUGUUGUUAGUGAAUUUAAUUACGAUAACUAUAGCUUAGAGAUGAUCAGGCAGACAACGCCAGAAUCUGGAGAUUAGCAUAAUUAAAGCGCAUUUUAGUUAAAUACCUGAGGGACGAAAUUAUGAGAUCAAGAUACCAGGAAAACUCUUGCAAUGCUGUAAUUCUAUAUAUAAUAGUGCAAUAUGCAGACGUUAAAUAAUUGAUUUAACCAUUUCAAUAUUUAUUUAUUUACUUUUAUUCGGUCAUACACUACGCCAUGCAUAGUGCAACAUCCUCAACCCGUGAAUCUUUCUCAAAAAGUACAUAGAUGAUAUAUAAUCGGUUACUUAUAAAUCCUGUUAUACUGUACGGCAUUUAAGAACGAAAAUGCAAUUCGUCGGCGUUUUAAAGAACUAAAUGUACAAAGAUUUCAAUAUUAAAUCUUACAGUCUCUAUGUUAAAUAUAUAU